This is a messenger RNA of Odobenus rosmarus divergens (Pacific walrus), 7292 nucleotides long. RefSeq names its product notch 3 (gene NOTCH3). Lineage: Eukaryota; Metazoa; Chordata; Mammalia; Carnivora; Odobenidae. Gene Ontology annotation, molecular function: protein binding; calcium ion binding; signaling receptor activity. The record is from RefSeq and is a predicted model, not a curated record. The transcript has 33 exons. Gene Ontology annotation, biological process: Notch signaling pathway; regulation of DNA-templated transcription; cell differentiation. Gene Ontology annotation, cellular component: membrane. Bases 1 to 6969 code for a protein of 2322 amino acids.
AUGGGGCCGGGGACCCGGGGCCGCCGCUGCCGCCGCCCGAUGUCGCCGCCGCCACCACUGCCGCCCGUGCGGGCGCUGCCCCUGUUGCUACUGCUAGCGGGGCCCGGGGCUGCAGCACCCCCUUGCCUGGACGGGAGCCCGUGUAUGAAUGGAGGUCGCUGCACCCAGCUGCCCUCCCGGGAGGCUGCCUGCCUGUGCCCACCAGGAUGGGUGGGCGAGCGGUGCCAGCUGGAAGACCCCUGCCACUCGGGCCCCUGUGCUGGCCGCGGCGUCUGUCAGAGCUCUGUGGUGGCAGGCACCGCCCGGUUCUCCUGCCGCUGUCCCCGUGGCUUCCGAGGUCCCGACUGCUCCCUGCCGGACCCCUGCCUCAGCAGCCCCUGUACCCAUGGUGCCCGCUGCUCGGUGGGGCCUGAUGGCCGCUACAUCUGCUCCUGCCCGCCUGGCUACCAGGGCCGCAGCUGCCGAAGCGAUGUGGAUGAGUGCCGGGUGGGAGGGCCCUGCCGCCAUGGUGGCACCUGCCUCAACACGCCUGGUUCCUUCCGCUGCCAGUGCCCAGCUGGCUACACGGGGCCACUGUGUGAGAACGCCGUGGUGCCCUGCGCCCCCUCGCCGUGCCGUAACGGGGGCACAUGUAGGCAGAGUGGUGAUCUCACCUAUGACUGCGCCUGCCUUCCUGGGUUUGAGGGCCAGAACUGUGAAGUGAACGUGGACGACUGUCCAGGGCACCGAUGUCUAAAUGGGGGGACAUGUGUGGAUGGCGUCAACACCUACAACUGCCAGUGCCCUCCUGAAUGGACAGGCCAAUUCUGCACGGAGGACGUGGACGAAUGUCAGCUGCAGCCCAACGCUUGCCACAAUGGGGGCACCUGCUUCAACACUCUGGGUGGCCACAGCUGUGUGUGUGUCAAUGGCUGGACAGGCGAGAGCUGCAGUCAGAAUAUCGAUGACUGCGCCACGGCUGUGUGCUUCCAUGGGGCCACCUGCCAUGAUCGUGUGGCCUCGUUCUACUGUGCCUGUCCCAUGGGCAAGACUGGGCUUCUGUGUCAUCUGGAUGACGCCUGCGUCAGCAACCCCUGUCACGAGGAUGCUAUCUGCGACACCAACCCCGUGAAUGGCCGGGCCAUCUGCACCUGUCCACCAGGCUUCACCGGCGGGGCAUGUGACCAGGAUGUAGACGAGUGCUCCAUUGGUGCCAACCCAUGUGAGCACCUGGGCCGAUGUGUGAACACACAGGGCUCGUUCCUAUGCCAGUGCGGCCGUGGCUACACUGGCCCGCGCUGCGAGACCGACGUCAACGAGUGCCUAUCCGGGCCUUGCCGCAACCAGGCCACGUGCCUCGACCGCAUAGGCCAGUUCACCUGCAUCUGCAUGGCAGGCUUUACAGGCACCUAUUGUGAGGUGGACAUGGAUGAGUGUCAAAGCAGUCCGUGUGUCAAUGGUGGGGUCUGCAAGGACAGAGUCAACGGCUUCAGCUGCACCUGCCCCUCGGGCUUCAGUGGGGCCAUGUGUCAGCUGGAUGUGGAUGAGUGUGCAAGCACACCCUGCCGGAAUGGAGCCAAGUGCGUGGACCAGCCCGACGGCUACGAAUGCCGCUGCGCAGAGGGCUUCGAGGGCACGCUGUGUGAGCGCAACGUGGACGACUGCUCCCCGGACCCGUGCCACCAUGGGCGCUGUGUGGACGGCAUUGCCAGCUUCUCGUGCGCGUGCGCCCCGGGAUACACAGGCACGCGCUGUGAGAGCCAGGUGGACGAGUGCCGCAGCCAGCCCUGCCGCCAUGGAGGCAAAUGUCUAGAUUUGGUGGACAAAUAUCUCUGCCGUUGCCCUCCCGGCACCACAGGAGUGAACUGCGAGGUGAACGUUGAUGACUGUGCCAGCAACCCCUGCACCUUUGGAGUCUGCCGGGAUGGCAUCAACCGCUAUGACUGUGUCUGCCAGCCUGGCUUCACAGGGCCCCUUUGCAACGUGGAGAUCAACGAGUGUGCGUCCAGUCCGUGCGGUGAUGGAGGCUCCUGUAUGGAUGGGGAAAAUGGCUUCCGCUGCCUCUGCCCUCCCGGCUCCCUGCCCCCACUCUGCCUCCCCCCGAGCCAUCCCUGUGCCCAAGAACCUUGCAGUCAUGGUGUCUGCCAUGAUGCGCCCGGAGGGUUCCACUGUGUGUGUGAGCCUGGCUGGAGUGGUCCCCGAUGCAGCCAGAGCCUUGCUCGAGAUGCCUGUGAAUCCCAGCCCUGCCAGUCUGGCGGCACCUGCACCAGUGAUGGAAUGGGCUUCCACUGUACCUGUCCCCCUGGUGUCCAGGGCCGUCAGUGUGAGCUGCCAUCCCCCUGUGCCCCGAACCCCUGUGAGCACGGGGGCCACUGCGAGUCUGCCCCGGGCCAGCUGCCUGUCUGCUCCUGCCCCCCUGGCUGGCAAGGCCCACGAUGCCAGCAGGAUGUGGAUGAAUGUGCUGGCCCCUCACCCUGUGGCUCCCGCGGUACCUGCACCAACCUGGAGGGGAGUUUCAGCUGUACCUGCCAUAGGGGGUAUAGUGGCCCUUCCUGUGAUCAGGACAUCGAUGACUGUGAUCCCAACCCCUGCCUGAAUGGUGGCUCCUGUCAGGAUGGCGUGGGCUCCUUCUCAUGCUCCUGCCUCCCUGGCUUCGCUGGCCCCCACUGUGCCCGAGAUGUGGACGAGUGUGUGAGCAGCCCCUGUGGCCCGGGCACGUGCACCGACCACGUGGCCUCCUUUACCUGCACCUGCCCACCUGGUUAUGGAGGUUUCCACUGUGAGCAGGACCUACCAGACUGCAGCCCCAGCUCCUGCUUCCAUGGCGGGACCUGCGUGGACGGCGUGAGCUCGUUCAGCUGCCAGUGCCGCCCCGGCUACACGGGCGCACACUGCCAGCACGAGGCCGACCCCUGCCUCUCUCGGCCCUGUCUGCAUGGGGGCGUCUGCACUGCUGCCCACCCUGGCUUCCGCUGCACCUGCCCGGAGGGCUUCACUGGCGCGCAGUGCCAGACGCUGGUAGACUGGUGCAGCCGCGCGCCCUGUCAGAACGGGGGUCGCUGUGCCCCGACCGGGGCCACCUUCUACUGCCUUUGCCCUCCGGGGUGGAGCGGCCGCCUCUGUGACAUCCGGAGUGUGCCCUGCAGGGAGGCCGCAGCCCAGAUCGGGGUACGGCUGGAAGAGCUGUGUCAGACAGGUGGGCGGUGUGUGGACAAGGACAAUUCCCACUACUGCGUGUGCCCAGAAGGCCGCACGGGCAGCCACUGUGAGCAGGAGGUGGACCCCUGCUUGGCCCAGCCCUGCCAACAUGGGGGCACCUGCAGAGGCUACGUGGGGGGUUAUGUGUGCGAGUGUCCAGCUGGCUACACGGGGGACAGCUGUGAGGAUGAUGUAGACGAGUGUGCCUCCCAGCCCUGCCAGCACGGUGGCUUCUGCAUUGACCUAGUGGCCCGCUAUCUCUGCUCCUGCCCCCCAGGAACACUGGGCGUGCUCUGUGAGAUUAAUGAGGACGACUGUGGCCCAGGCCCACCCCUGGACCAGGGCCCCCGGUGCCUGCACAAUGGUACCUGCGUGGACCUGGUGGGUGGUUUCCGCUGCACCUGCCCCCCCGGAUACACUGGCUUGCGCUGUGAGGCGGACAUCAAUGAGUGUCACCCAGGUGCCUGCCAUGAUGCACACACUCGGGAUUGUCUGCAGGACCCAGGUGGGGGCUUCCACUGCAUUUGCCGAGCAGGCUUCACAGGUCCCCGCUGUCAGACUGUCCUGUCUCCCUGCGAGUCCCAGCCAUGCCAGCACGGAGGCCAGUGCCGUCCCAGCCCAGGCCCUGGGGGUGUGCUGACAUUUACCUGUCACUGCAUUCCGCCGUUCUGGGGCCCGCGUUGCGAGCGGGUGGCGCGCUCCUGCCGGGAGCUGCAGUGUCCGGCGGGCGUCCCGUGCCAGCAGACGGUCCGUGGGCCGCGCUGCGCCUGUCCUCCCGGACUGUCGGGGCCCGCCUGCCGGGGCGCGCGGGGGUCGCCGCCGGUGGCCGCCAACGCGAGCUGCGUGGCCUCCCCGUGCCUCCACGGUGGCUCCUGCCGCCCCGCGCCGCUCGCCCCCUUCUUCCGCUGCACGUGCGCGCCGGGCUGGGCCGGGGCGCGCUGCGAGGCGCCCGCGGCGGCGCCCGAGGCCCCGGAGGAGCCUCUGUGCCCGAGCGCAGCCUGCGAGGCCAAGAGCGGGGACAAGCGCUGUGACCGCGAGUGCAACAGCCCGGGUUGCGGCUGGGACGGCGGCGACUGCUCGCUGAGCGUGGGCGACCCCUGGCGGCAGUGCGCGGCGCUGCAGUGCUGGCGCCUCUUCAACAACAGUCGCUGUGACCCCGCCUGCAGCUCGCCAGCCUGCCUCUACGACAACUUUGAUUGCCGCGCGGGCGGCCGCGAGCGAGCCUGCAACCCAGUGUACGAGAAGUACUGUGCGGACCACUUUGCCGAUGGCCGCUGCGACCAGGGCUGCAACACGGAGGAGUGUGGCUGGGACGGGCUGGACUGUGCGGGCGAGGUGCCGGCCCUGCUGGCCCGCGGUGUGCUGGUGCUCACCGUGCUGCUGCCGCCCGAGGAGCUGCUGCGCUCCAGCGCCGACUUCCUGCAGCGGCUCAGCGGCAUCCUGCGCACCUCGCUGCGCUUCCGCCUGGACGAACACGGCCAGGCCAUGGUCUUUCCUUACCACCGGCCUGGUCCUGGCUCCGAAUCCCGGAACCGGCGGGAGCUGGCCCCUGAGGUGAUCGGCUCUGUGGUGAUGCUGGAGAUUGACAACCGGCUGUGCCUGCAGUCGCCCGAGAAUGACCACUGCUUCCCCGAUGCGCAGAGCGCGGCCGACUACCUGGGAGCGCUGUCGGCCGUGGAGCGCCUUGACUUCCCGUACCCGCUGCGUGCCGUUCGGGGGGAGCCGCUGGAGCUGCCAGAGCCAAGUGUGCCGUUGCUUCCCCUGCUGGCCGCCAGCGCCGUCUUCCUGCUGGUCAUCCUCGUCCUGGGUGUCAUGGUCGCCCGGCGCAAGCGCGAGCACAGCACCCUCUGGUUCCCCGAGGGCUUCGCGCUCCACAAGGAUGUGGCUGCCGGCCACAAGGGCCGGCGGGAGCCCGUGGGCCAAGAUGCGCUGGGCAUGAAGAACAUGGCCAAGAGCGAGACUCUGAUGGGGGAGGUGGCCACAGACUGGAUGGACACGGAGUGCCCAGAGGCUAAGCGACUGAAGGUAGAGGAGCCCUGUGUGGGGGCUGAGGAUGCUGUGGAUUGCCGCCAGUGGACCCAACACCACCUGGUUGCCGCAGACAUCCGUGUGGCACCAGCCAUGGCGCUGACACCCCCGCAGGGCGAUGUGGAUGCUGAUGGCAUGGAUGUCAAUGUGCGAGGCCCAGAUGGCUUCACUCCACUGAUGCUGGCCUCCUUCUGUGGGGGGGCCCUGGAGCCAAUGCCCACUGAGGAGGAUGAGGCAGAAGACACAUCAGCCAGCAUCAUCUCAGACUUGAUCUGCCAGGGAGCCCAGCUUGGGGCACGGACUGACCGCACAGGGGAGACAGCCCUGCACCUGGCUGCCCGCUACGCCCGGGCUGAUGCAGCCAAGCGGUUGCUGGAUGCUGGGGCAGACACCAAUGCCCAGGACCACUCAGGGCGCACUCCUUUGCACACUGCUGUCACCGCGGAUGCCCAGGGCGUGUUCCAGAUUCUCAUCCGGAACCGCUCCACAGACCUGGAUGCCCGCAUGGCGGAUGGCUCUACGGCACUAAUCCUGGCCGCCCGCCUGGCGGUGGAGGGCAUGGUGGAAGAGCUCAUUGCCAGCCAUGCUGAUGUCAAUGCUGUGGAUGAGCUUGGGAAAUCAGCUUUACACUGGGCAGCAGCCGUCAACAAUGUGGAGGCCACCUUGGCCCUGCUCAAAAAUGGAGCCAACAAGGACAUGCAGGAUAGCAAGGAGGAAACUCCACUGUUUCUGGCCGCCCGAGAGGGCAGCUAUGAGGCUGCCAAACUGCUGCUGGACCACUUUGCCAACCGUGAGAUCACAGACCACCUGGACAGGCUGCCGCGGGAUGUGGCCCAGGAGCGGCUGCACCAGGACAUCGUGCGCCUGCUGGACCAGCCCAGUGGGCCCCGCAGCCCUCACGGUCCUCAUGGCCUGGGGCCCCUCCUCUGUCCACCUGGGGCCUUCCUCCCCGGCCUCAAGGUGGCACAGUCGGGGGGCAAGAAGAGCCGGAGGCCACCGGGGAAGGCGGGGCUGGGGCCACAGGGCGCCCGGGGGCGGGGCAAGAAGCUGACGCUGGCCUGCCCGGGUCCCCUGGCCGAGAGCUCAGUCACGCUGUCGCCCGUGGACUCGCUGGACUCCCCGCGGCCCUUCGGUGGGCCCCCCGCGUCCCCUGGCGGCUUCUCCCUUGAGGGGCCCUACGCAGCAGCCACCGCCACGGCCGUGUCCCUGGCUCAGAUUGGUGGCGCGGGCCGGGCGGGUUUAGGGCGCCAGCCCCCCGGGGGCUGCGUGCUCAGCUUGGGUCUGCUGAACCCCGUGGCCGUUCCCCUCGACUGGGCCCGGCUGCCUCCACCUGCCCCGCCAGGGCCCUCGUUCCUGCUGCCGCUGGCGCCGGGACCCCAGCUGCUGAACCCUGGGACCCCCGUGUCCCCCCAGGAGCGGCCCCCGCCAUACCUGGCGGCCCCGGGACACGCCGAGGAGUACCCGGCAGCCGGCGCCCACGGCAGCCCCCCCAAGGCCCGCUUCCUGAGGGUUCCGAGCGAGCACCCUUACCUGACCCCAUCCCCCGAGUCCCCCGAGCACUGGGCCAGCCCCUCGCCUCCCUCCCUCUCGGACUGGUCAGACUCCACGCCCAGCCCAGCCACUGCCACCGGGCCCACGGCCACAGGCGCUGGGGCGCUGCCUGCCCAGCCGCUCCCCCUUUCCGUCCCAGGCCCCCUAGCUCAGGCCCAGACCCAGCUGGGGCCCCAACCGGAAGUCACCCCCAAGAGGCAGGUGUUGGCCUGAAGGCUCUUCAGUUCCUGGAUUUGGGGGGGCUGAACAGAUAUCCCAUCCUGACUCUCUCCCUUUCUUUUUAGACCUUUCCAUUCUCUUCUCUCUUUCCCGGCCCUCCUGUAGCCCUCCCACCCCCCUUGAAGCUGACUGAGAUAGGUCACCAGCCUAGGCUUUUUCAGUCCUCCUUUAUUUAUAGGGGGUGCGGGCUGACCCCCGCCCUCUGGGCCUUGUGAUGAGCCUGGGACCUCCUCCUGCACUCCCCUUCCCCAUUCUUCCUUCCCUCCUUCCCUUCCUGCCUCCUCUGGUCUCUCUCCUUACACUCUGACACGAGUGGA